This is a messenger RNA of Neopelma chrysocephalum (saffron-crested tyrant-manakin), 7077 nucleotides long. It is a transcript of the gene MAGI1, whose product is annotated as membrane associated guanylate kinase, WW and PDZ domain containing 1. The transcript is spliced from 24 exons. Bases 16 to 4377 code for a protein of 1453 amino acids. The record is from RefSeq and is a predicted model, not a curated record. Gene Ontology annotation, cellular component: cytoplasm. Gene Ontology annotation, molecular function: protein binding. Gene Ontology annotation, biological process: signal transduction. NCBI's taxonomy places the organism in Eukaryota, Metazoa, Chordata, Aves, Passeriformes, Pipridae.
GGGUCGCGCAGCGCCAUGUCGCGGGUCGUGCAGAAGAAGAACCACUGGUCCAGCCGGGUGCGGCAGUGCGCGCUGACCCGCGGGCCCGGCGGACAGCUGGGCUUCGCGCUGCUCGGCGGCGCGGAGCACGGCGAGUUCCCCUACGCGGGCGCGGCGGCGGCGGGGGACGGCGAGGCGGCGCUGAGCGAGGGGGAGCUGCUGCUGGAGGUGCAGGGGGUCCGCGUCUCGGGGCUGCCGCGCUACGACGUGCUGGAGGUGAUCCGGAGCUGCAAGGACCCCAUCGUGGUGAAAGCCGUCCGACAAGGAAGCAGACUGAACAAAGAUCUGCGACAUUAUCUCAACCAGAGGUUUCAGAAAGGAUCGCCGGAUCACGACUUGCAGCAGACUAUUAGAGACAACCUUUAUCGCCAUGCUGUGCCUUGCACAACCCGCCCUCCAAGAGAAGGAGAAGUGCCUGGUGUGGACUAUAACUUUCUGACUGUGGAGGAAUUUCUGGAGUUGGAGCGAAGUGGGACCCUUUUGGAAGUAGGAACUUAUGAAGGUAACUAUUAUGGAACGCCCAAGCCUCCCAGCCAGCCCCUCAGUGGGAAAGUGACUUCCACCGAUGCUUUGCAAAACCUGCAGUCUGGCUCCAAGCAGUCGACUCCAAAGCGAACCAAGUCUUACAAUGAUAUGCAAAAUGCUGGCAUAGUGCAUACAGAGAAUGAGGAAGAGGAUGAUGUACCUGAAAUGAGCAGUAGCUUCACAGCAGAGUCUGGUGACCAAGACGAGCAUAACGUGCAUAUCGUGAGAGAGGCAGCCCCACCGUCUGUGAUUGAUAGCCACACCAACGUUCCCACCACGGAACCGUCUCAGAACCUCCCUCAAUACCUACCUCCUUCUGCCGAGGAUAACCUAGGUCCUCUGCCGGAAAACUGGGAGAUGGCCUACACCGAGAACGGAGAAGUCUAUUUUAUAGACCAUAACACAAAAACAACAUCUUGGCUAGAUCCACGGUGCCUGAACAAACAGCAGAAGCCUCUAGAAGAAUGUGAAGAUGAUGAAGAAGGGGUACACACGGAGGAACUGGACAGUGAACUAGAGUUGCCUGCUGGUUGGGAGAAAAUUGAGGAUCCCGUAUACGGUGUCUACUAUGUAGACCACAUCAACCGGAAGACACAGUAUGAAAACCCAGUUCUUGAAGCAAAGAGGAAGAAACAGCUCGAGCAACAGCAACAGCCUCCAGAAGAAUGGACAGAGGAGUGUCCAUCUCUCCCACCACCCGCUGCUCCAAACCAUGUUUCAAACAACCAAGAGGCAGUUCGGGAAGCACCAGUGCAAGGAAAACCUUUUUUUACACGAAACCCUUCUGAGUUGAAAGGCAAGUUCAUCCACACCAAGCUAAGGAAAAGCAGCAGAGGUUUUGGCUUCACUGUCGUUGGAGGGGAUGAGCCAGAUGAAUUUCUCCAAAUCAAAAGUUUGGUGCUUGAUGGCCCUGCAGCAUUGGAUGGCAAAAUGGAAACAGGGGACGUCAUAGUCAGCGUGAACGACACCUGCGUGCUGGGGCACACUCACGCCCAAGUGGUGAAAAUCUUCCAGUCCAUCCCCAUCGGUGCCAGCGUGGACCUCGAACUGUGCCGAGGGUACCCCCUGCCCUUCGACCCCGACGAUCCCAACACGAGCCUGGUCACGUCCGUGGCAAUUUUGGACAAAGAACCGAUCAUUGUGAACGGGCAGGAAAAUUACGACUCCCCGGCGAGCCACAGUAGUAAAACAGGGAAAGUAAAUGGCACAAAGGAGGCGAGGCCCAGCAGCCCGGCUGAGGUCUCCUCCAACGGACCCCAUGGGUACCCCAAUGACACGGUCUCUUUGGCGUCUUCGAUAGCAACACAACCUGAACUCAUAACUGUGCAUAUAGUGAAAGGGCCGAUGGGCUUUGGGUUUACUAUAGCAGACAGUCCCGGUGGGGGCGGCCAAAGAGUGAAACAAAUCGUGGACAGCCCGAGGUGCCGCGGCUUGAAGGAGGGCGACCUCAUAGUAGAGGUCAACAAGAAGAAUGUGCAGAGCCUCACUCACAACCAGGUGGUGGAUAUGCUGAUUGAAUGUCCUAAGGGAAGUGAAGUCACGUUGCUGGUGCAGCGAGGAGGACUGCCGGUCCCAAAGAAGAGCCCAAAGUCGCAACCACUUGAAAGGAAAGACAGCCAAAACAGUUCCCAGCACAGCGUCUCCAGCCACCGCAGCGGGCACACCGCGUCCCCCGUGCACAGCACGCAGGUGCUGCCCGACUACAGCGCCGCGGAGGCACCGCCUGCAGACCAGCCGGACACUUCUGGGCAGAAGAAGCCAGAUCCGUUCAAAAUCUGGGCCCAGUCCAGGAGCAUGUAUGAAAGCCGACCUAUGUCACCUUCGCCUGCAACUGGACUGAGCAAGGGUGAGAGAGAGAGAGAAAUCAAUUCCACGAGUUUUGGAGAAUUUCCAGAUUACCAAGAGCAGGAUAUCUUUCUAUGGAGAAAGGAAACUGGUUUUGGAUUUAGGAUUCUAGGUGGAAAUGAGCCUGGAGAACCUAUUUACAUCGGUCACAUUGUACCGCUGGGUGCUGCUGAUGCUGACGGCCGCCUGAGAUCGGGUGAUGAACUGAUCUGUGUGGAUGGGACGCCUGUUGUCGGGAAAUCACACCAGCUUGUCGUCCAGCUUAUGCAACAGGCAGCCAAACAAGGUCAUGUCAAUCUGACCGUCAGGCGCAAAGUGGUUUACACAGUUCCCAAGGCAGAGAAUGAAGUCCCAUCCCCGGCCUCUUCCCACCACAGCAGCAACCAGCCGGCCUCGCUGACGGAGGAGAAGCGAACGCCGCAGGGCAGCCAGAACUCCCUCAACACCGUCAGCUCGGGCAGCGGCAGCACCAGUGGCAUCGGCAGCGGUGGUGGCGGGGGCAGUGGCGUUGUCAGCACCGUGGUCCAGCCCUACGAUGUGGAAAUCCGCCGCGGCGAGAACGAGGGGUUCGGCUUCGUCAUCGUCUCGUCCGUGAGCCGGCCCGAGGCAGGGACGACGUUCGCGGGAAAUGCAUGUGUGGCCAUGCCUCACAAAAUAGGUCGGAUAAUUGAAGGGAGUCCUGCCGACCGCUGUGGGAAGCUGAAAGUAGGCGACCGGAUCUUGGCCGUCAAUGGGUGCUCCAUCACCAACAAGUCGCAUUCAGACAUCGUCAACCUCAUUAAGGAAGCGGGAAACACCGUCACCCUGCGCAUCAUUCCAGGAGAUGAAUCCUCCAAUGCUACUUUAUUGACCAAUGCAGAAAAAAUUGCUACAAUCACAACCACACAUACUCCUCAGCAAAUACCACAGGAGACCAGCAGGAACAACACCAAACCAAAGCAGGAAUCCCAGUUUGAUUUCAAACCACCCCAAGCAGCACAGCAGGACCAAGACUUCUACACUGUUGAGCUGGAAAGAGGAGCCAAAGGUUUUGGCUUCAGCCUGCGAGGUGGCCGGGAGUAUAACAUGGAUCUGUACGUGUUGCGGCUCGCUGAGGAUGGUCCAGCUGAGAGAUGUGGGAAAAUGAGGAUCGGUGAUGAAAUCUUAGAGAUCAAUGGAGAAACCACCAAGAACAUGAAGCACGCUCGGGCCAUCGAACUGAUUAAAAAUGGUGGCCGCAAGGUCCGCCUGUUUCUGAAACGUGGAGAUGGCUCAGUCCCAGAAUAUGACCCCAGCAGUGACAGGAACAGUCCCGCCACAGGUUCACAAAAUGUAUCGGAAAUGAAACCCGUGCCAUCCGACCGACGGCAGCACCCAUCAUCGGAGUCCAGUUAUCCACCAGACCUUCACAAAUCAUCACAACAUGGGGACAAGCGGACUUACGUUAGAGACCUAAAAGGCAGCAGAGAGUUUAGCAGACAUCCCAAUGAACACCACACUUGGAAUGGGACUUCUAAAACCAACGACCACGUGCCAGGCAGGAGGACGGAGAGGUCGCCGGAGAGGAGGCACGAGAGGCAGCCGGAGAGGGCAGUGGUGAACGGGCAGAAGAGGAGGUCUCCCGAAAAGCGGAGGGAAGGGACAAGGAGUGCCGACAACACUUUGGAGAGGCGGGAGCGACAUGAGAGGAGGAGGGACCUCUCCCCUGAGAGGCGCAGAGAGCGGUCGCCCGGCCGCCGGCGGCGGUCGCUGGAGAGACUCACGGAGCCGAGGAGGUCACCCGAGCGGAGAAGAGAGAACUCCCUCGACCGGCGGGCCAAGUCCUCUGACCGGCGGAGGGAAAGGUCGCCCGACAGACGGCUCAGGGAGGAACGACUCGGCCACCGGGAGAGGGAAGAGCCCAGCUGGAAGCACGAGCCGAGCCGCAGGCACCCACCCGAGCAGCGCAGGCGGCCCUACAAGGAGUGCAGCACCGACCUCAGCAUCUGAGGGGCUCCCCGGGGUCCCUGUCGCCUUCCCCACACCAUGGGAGCAGAGGAGAGAGUGCGGGAGCUGAGACCAUCUGGCUUUCGCAGACGAGGAGACAUCCGGCACCUGCUGAUCCUACAAACCUUUUAUGCAGAUGAAAUCUUAUAACAAAAAAAAAAAAAGUGUUGUGCCUGAUGUAUAAUAUUAAAGAAAGUAUUUUUCAGUGUAUUCUUUUUUUUUUAAUUACUUGCCAAAUGUUGGUCCUAAAGGAUUAUAAAAUUUUGUUUCUACAUUCUUUGUAGAUUUCUUAAAAAUGAAUUCCUUUAUUGGGCUACUUUCCCCCCUCCCCAUUACAGUAAGUGGGGGUAGCCGGUAAUAUAAUAUAGGCAAAGGAUUUUAUGACCAAGUUUGAAUAAUUUGAUCCAGACUGUUCUCUAGUGACUCACUGCUACACUGUAUGUAGAAAAUUUUUUAAGGGUUGGGGGUGGGGAAGGAAGAAAAUUGUUCAUCUCAGUAGGAAUGGAGCGCUCCUGCUGAAGGAAUUAAAACAGAAAGAGACAAAUGUUCCUAAAAUUGCAAGAACUGUUUGAAGAGACUACUGUUUCAAUGAAGGAUAUUUAUAAUAAUAAUAAAUAAUAAAAAAAAAAUAAAUGCAAACCCACACAGCACAAGAUGAUUUACGAUGAGGAAUUUCUAGUUUGUUCCAUGAACAGUUUAUACUUUCAGGCCCCCUUGACAGAAUGCACAGAGGCAGAAGGACUGGUCACCACCAUGCCUGUGUCACACGCUGAUAUAGACUGUUGAUCUCUCAUUAGCCUCAGCAACACGUAACGAUAUGUCAUUAAGGCAGCCGCUGCAGCCCUGCUCAUCUUCUAGCUGUAUAUGGACAGCAACCCCAGCAUGCAUGGUAUUGUGUGUCUGCUUGGAAGCAAGGGAAGGGAUCGGGAUUCUGGGACAAGGCACAAUGCGGUGGGAGCUCAGUCCUCCCUCUGGGAGUAGGUGUAUUCCUUCUGCUCAGGCAAAAACCAGUGGGCUUUUCUUAAUUUUGCCAAAUUCCAAAAGCUCUCUCUUCUUAUCACUCUGUAUUUAGGGGUUUUUUUUGUUUUACUGGUUCAUCCUUACUGAGACAAAAGGAGUGCACUUGCUGAAAAGAAAAAAAAAAAAGAAAAAAGAAAAAAUCAAAGUUAAAACACAGGCAAAAAGAGGCAAUCAGUGGGACAACCUGGUUGUAGAAGCCUAUCUGUACUGGUUGUAUGCUGUAAAUUUGAGUCUAAGAACAGCAGCAAAAGGGAAACCUGCAAGUUUCUAAGUUGUAUUUUUAAAUUUGCAAGUUGUGUGGUAAGUCUGCUGUAGCAUUGGUAUAAGAUGUAAUGGAUUACUGCCUAGCUGAGCCAAAAUGUUUGCCGUUACUGUUGGACCACUAAAGUAAACUGCUGCUUUUUACAGUGCAUUGGUGUGUACAUGUAUACUGACUCACAUCCUCCAUAUGAACACAAAACCAUUGCAAGUCUAUCACUGUUGUUGCCAUGGUACUGUAAAAACAAAACCAAGAAAGAAGAUGGCCGAUCAUUGUGUGUACAGUUUAAAUUGUAAUUAAUAGAGCCUGUUGGAAAAAAAAACAAAACUGUUGCCUUUUUCUUGUAUAAAAGAGGAUUUAUGACAAAAUUUAGCUGUGAGGAAUGUGAUUAAGUGUUUAUAUUUCUGAAAAUGGAACAAAUUGAUUCAGGGAAUAUAUUUUAAUGUAAACUGAAUCAGGUAUGUAAAGCGGUUUUAAAAGGGGAGACUGUGUAAGUAAUUCUAAAGCUUUUGUUGGUUUGAAUAUCAUUUCUUCCUUCAUGGUGGGCCUGCUUAUGUAUUAUUAAGCACUUGUAUGCAGUCUAUAUUCUCCAGUCAUCAUUUCUUGCAACGUGCUAUAGACAUAAUGCUCUUUCUGUGUUGAUGAAAAGCAGUAUGUGGGCCAAUCUUUUUUAUAAAACACUAUGCAUAUAUAAAUACUACAUUGUUCAUAGCUUUAUUUGACUUAAUUGGGUUUAUACAUAACACUAGUAUGAGUAGAUGUGGACUUACCCAGUACGAGCUUCUUUCCUUGGAACAGACACUAUGUAUAUGAUGUAGCAACAAAGAAGGAGAAAGUCUGUGAAUGCUAUUUUUAUUAUCAAAUAAAGUUUUCCAUACAAAGCAUGCAUGCGAGUGUAGUGAUAAAGGAGGAACUACACCUUAAUUCUACUUGCUCAUCCCUUUCUAAAUUAGUAAACUGUAGGUCACAGUUGCCAAAGGCCAUCCAUUAAAAAUGUAUUAAUCAUCUAUUAAAUAUGUAUUAAUCAUUUGACAGGCCUUAAAGCAAAGGUUCCCGGUUUUCCAGUAUAAAGUUUCCUUCCCCAAAAUAGUCAGAAACUAAAGUUUCAGGAGAGGCAGGGCUUUUAACUAUGUCUGAGGUUAAUAUCAUUGAUUCUUCUUAGCACAUCGGCAUGUGUGACCAUGUAAAAUCAAGACAAGGAGCAACUACUCAGUUGCUGUUGUUGAAACUUAGUACCAUAUAUAUGUAUGUGUGUGUGUGUGUUUAUAUGUGUGUGGUUUUAUUUACAUACACAUACAUGCAUAUAAAUACACACCACCAAGACUCUGUCUCUCCCAUCUCUUAGUUCUUAAAAUGUAGAAAGACUUUUAAGGUUGAAAACCUGUUAAUUUUACAUAGAUUUUAAAAAUAACUUCUAAAUCUUG